AUGGCAGAGAUUGUGAUGCGCGAAGAUGUGGAUGAGACAGAAAAGAAUUUUAGUGGCAUCUCCUACCCGCACGCCCACUCCCACCAACACUCCCAGUCCACUCACAGUCCCACUCUAAAACCCAUUCCCACUCCCACUCCUUCACCCACUCCCAGUCCCACUCCAACACCCAUUCCCAGUCCCACUCCAAUACCCAUUCCCAGUCCCACUCCAACACCCAUUCCCACUCCCACUCCUUCACCCACUCCCAGUCCCACUCCAACACCCAUUCCCACUCCCACUCCUUCACCCACUCCCAGUCCCACUCCAACACCCAUUCCCACUCCCACUCCUUCACCCACUCCCAGUCCCACUCCAACACCCAUUCCCACUCCCACUCCUUCACCCACUCCCAGUCCCACUCCAACACCCAUUCCCACUCCCACUCCUUCACCCACUCCCAGUCCCACUCCAACACCCAUUCCCACUCCCACUCUAUCACCCACUCCCAGUCCCACUCCAACACCCAUUCCCAGUCCCACUCCAAUACCCAUUCCCAGUCCCACUCCAACACCCAUUCCCACUCCCACUCCAUCACCCACUCCCAGUCCGACUCCAAAACCCAUUCCCACUCCCACUCCUUCACCCACUCCCAGUCCCACUCCAACACCCAUUCCCACUCCCACUCCUUCACCCACUCCCAGUCCCACUCCAACACCCAUUCCCACUCCCACUCCUUCACCCACUCCCAGUCCCACUCCAACACCCAUUCCCACUCCCACUCCUUCACCCACUCCCAGUCCCACUCCAACACCCAUUCCCACUCCCACUCCUUCACCCACUCCCAGUCCCACUCCAACACCCAUUCCCACUCCCACUCCUUCACCCACUCCCAGUCCCACUCCAACACCCAUUCCCACUCCCACUCCUUCACCCACUCCCAGUCCCACUCCAACACCCAUUCCCACUCCCACUCCUUCACCCACUCCCAGUCCCACUCCAACACCCAUUCCCACUCCCACUCCUUCACCCACUCCCAGUCCCACUCCAACACCCAUUCCCACUCCCACUCCUUCACCCACUCCCAGUCCCACUCCAACACCCAUUCCCACUCCCACUCCUUCACCCACUCCCAAUCCCACUCCAACACCCAUUCCCACUCCCACUCUAUCACCCACUCCCAGUCCCACUCCAACCCCCACUCCUCCCUAA
This is a messenger RNA of Penaeus indicus, 1191 nucleotides long. RefSeq names its product cell surface glycoprotein 1-like. The coding region runs from base 1 to 1191 and encodes 396 amino acids. Lineage: Eukaryota; Metazoa; Arthropoda; Malacostraca; Decapoda; Penaeidae. The transcript has 2 exons. The record is from RefSeq and is a predicted model, not a curated record.